CACCUUCGCAAAUCACCUUCACCUUCGAAUUAAUUGUUGAAAACCCUAACCCUAACACACCCACACACUCACACUCAUUCUCACCAUCACUCACCACUGCCACCACGCCCCCCUUUCACACACACACACCCAGAUCUGAGAGAAAGAGUGAACCAGAGGGAGGAGAGGAGGGAGACGGAGAUGAGAGAGCGCGAUCGAGAGAAUAGAGAGUGAGAGGGGGUCACCGCCGCAACGUCGCUGCAGCCGCCGCCAUUGCCGUCGCGGAGCAGGGAGCCCGGAGGGGAGAGAGAGACGAUUUGCAGACGAGAUGGAGAGAGAGGACGAAGAUGCGACGCAAGAGAGGAGGCUGUUCCGCCGUGCACUGUCGUCGCUCCUGGGGUCGAUUGAAGCCGCCGCCGCAGCUAGGGCUUGCUGUGCUCCUGCAACAAUAUAUUUUAGAAGUUGUAUUGGACUGGAAGAGAGGGAAGGGGAGCGUUUGAACUUUCAAUUUCAUUAAUUUUUGCUGAAUUUCUGUGCCUGUGGGUGAAUACUGGAUUGUGAGGGAUGGUUAGGAUUGUGAAUACAGAAGUUUGGACCUCUUCAUAUAUGGGAACAAUGCUGAUCGAUUCCUGAAUUGGAGCACUAGGUUCCAAAUUGUUCUAGGCGUGGCAAGGGGAUUGCAGUACCUUCAUGAGGAUUCACAUCUAAGAAUUGUUCACCGAGACAUCAAGGCAAGCAACAUUCUUCUUGAUCAUAAGUUUCAUCCCAAGAUUGGAGACUUUGGCCUUGCCAGGUUCUUCCCUGAAGACCAAGCUUAUCUUAGCACACAAUUCGCUGGAACAUUGUUUAGUUAUUAAGUAAUUGAGCUGAGCUGUAAGUUUGACAAAUGAAAUGGUUUCCUGCCAGCGCCAAAAGGGCUGUUUUCGCCGGAGCCAGAACAUUAUCGAGGACCAAAGCUGAAAGUUGCCAUCCUUGGAGCUGGGCUUUCUGGCAUGUCAACUACACUGGAACUCUUGGAUCAAGGACACGAGUCCCAGAAGAAUACACAGGUGUUGCAAAAGCUGAUUUUCUGAUAAAGGUUGAAGACUUCUUUAGGUACUUUUUCUCAGAUGAUGCUGUAAACUUCCAUGAGUCUUUCCAUAAAAGAUGUGGUGAUAAAGACUUCAAGUGUAGUUUAUGGCGUCCUCAAGAGAAAUUUGGGUAUGCUCGUGAACUAUCUUUCAACAUCCAAUAAGACUUUAUCUUGGUAUG
Messenger RNA from Arachis ipaensis, 1230 nucleotides. NCBI's taxonomy places the organism in Eukaryota, Viridiplantae, Streptophyta, Magnoliopsida, Fabales, Fabaceae. The record is from RefSeq and is a predicted model, not a curated record.